Ostertagia ostertagi is the source of this 1146-nucleotide messenger RNA. The record is from the annotation of a GenBank genome assembly. Lineage: Eukaryota; Metazoa; Nematoda; Chromadorea; Rhabditida; Trichostrongylidae.
GUGAAGGAAAAAAAAGCAAUUUGGGUUUUCUUCGAAAUUGCCAACGAAAUUUUUUAUGGCAUUCCAUCAUGGGUUGGAUUCUCCAGAAGUUUAAAUUUUGUAGGUCCGAUUCCACUUCCGUUUGUUGGAAACAUGCACCUGCUGGCAUAUAAAAUUAUGGUCCAAAAGAAGGAUUUCGCGGAAUCAAUGAGGGAUUUCGUCAAAGAUUACGGUAGUGUGCAUACAUUCUGGUUUGGACCCGUAGCAACGGUACAGAUUUGUGAUUAUCCAAGUGCAGCCGAUGCAAUGAUCAAGAACGGAGCUGCCACUGUGAACAGAGCUUUACCUUUUCUGUUUGAGAGCUCUCGAGUUUUGGACGGAGCAACGGCGCUGUACGAACUGGAUUUCACGUGUGAAGCAUUGGAGAAGCAAAUGGUGGAUGGGCGAGUGUCCCUCGAUCCGAACCACACGUUCGACCUUCUCGUUGGCAAUAUUAUCAAUAGAAUUUUGUUCGCGGAACGUUUCGAAAAGCACGACGAGGAGAGAUUUUUCGCAUUGAAAUCCAAACUGGACAACAUUUUUGACGAAUUCAAAUCGUACGAUGUGCUAAUCAACCAAUGGACAGUCGGUAUUCCACUGUUACGUCGAAGAGCAGAUGAACUUUUGAAACCACAGAAUGAUCUCAUGGAUUUUCUUGCGAAUCAAGUAGAGAGAAGAAAGAGUGAUAUAGCAAGUGGUCUACACUCACUGGAAGGCGAAGGAAAUGAUUUCGUUGACGCUUUCCUCAUACAAAUGGAGAAGAAUAAAAAGCUUGGCAUUGCUAGCAGUUUUGACGAUGAAUCUUUGACACAUACACUGCUUGAUUUAUGGGCAGCUGGUCAGGAAACCACAGCAACAACACUGAAGUGGGCCUUCGCCUAUCUUCUUAUGUAUCCAGAGGUGAAAGCCAAGGUGGAGCAGGAACUCCGAAGUGUUACCCAAUCCAACCGGCCGCUUUCUCUUGCAGAUCGAACAAGCACUCCGUACUUCAAUGCGGUGCUGACCGAGAUCCAUCGAUGUGCAGCGAUCUUUCCUAUGAAUCUUUCAAGAAAAGCAGAGGGAGACAUAUCCGUUGGGAAGUACACAAUACCUACGGAACCUCUAUUAAUGUGCAGCUGUCACUUAUAA